Messenger RNA from Portunus trituberculatus (swimming crab), 1125 nucleotides. RefSeq names its product cation-dependent mannose-6-phosphate receptor-like. The transcript is spliced from 8 exons. Lineage: Eukaryota; Metazoa; Arthropoda; Malacostraca; Decapoda; Portunidae. Gene Ontology annotation, cellular component: trans-Golgi network. The record is from RefSeq and is a predicted model, not a curated record. Bases 1 to 921 code for a protein of 306 amino acids. Gene Ontology annotation, biological process: protein targeting to lysosome.
AUGCUGUUUGGGGGAGCCCUAGAUUUCAAUUUUUCGUCGGAGCCCCUGGGUCUGGCAACUGCUGGCAUCCCCCUAACCACACCAGCUGAGAGAGGAAUGGCUGGCAUGAUGAAGGCACUAGUGGUGGUGGUGAUGAUGGCACUGCCUAGACUGGAGUUGACAAGGGCUGAGUGUGCUGUGGAUCCAUUAGUGAAGGAUGACAGCAAGCAGGAGCAGGAAAACCUUCUUCAGACCCUCAGCCCAAUUAUAGGACAGAGGUCUGGAGAAGUAAAGGAUAAGCAGAACAAUACAUAUGAAUUUGCAGUGUGUUCAGACUUGCCAAAUCUGCCAGGUGUCAGCCUUGCCCAGACUGGCAAGACUCCUGUUCCCCUUGGAUACAACAACCGGACUCUGGUGUCCAGUGACAAGCAUUGGCUGAUGCUGACCUUCCUCGGGGGUCGUGCCAACCGGGCGGGUUGCAAUGACAGCCACUGGCAGGGACAUGUCGUCUUCAUAUGUGACCAUGACCAAGAUAAAAUUGACAUGAAAGUUCUUGAUGACUCCAAUUCCACGUUGAAGUUUUCUGCAAUGUUUGUUGUGCGCCACCAAAGCAUUUGUUCCCUGUCUCAGAAAGGCCUCAGUGGUGGUGCCAUAUUCUUCAUUCUGGUUUUGGUCAGUUUUUCUUUGUACUUCACCUUUGGCUUCUUGUACCUGCGGCUGGUGAGAGGAGCAAAAGGGGUUGAGCAGAUACCAAACCGCAAGUUCUGGUUUAGAGUUGGAAACCUGCUUGCAGAUGGAUGUGAAACUGUUCUCCGAUGUGACCGUUACUGUGGAGCAGGUGAGCGUCCAUCCAGCAGCUACAGUGGCUAUUCCCCAAUUGACGAGCAGCUGGCACAAGACCUGCAGGACGGUGACAGGGACUCAGCCUUGCUCAGCCCGUAGGAAGCAGGGAAAGUGUGAAGUCAGCAGCAGGUAGUGGUUGUUGUAUAAUUAUUGAACUUUGUUUUGUAAGGACCAGAUGAGUAUUGUUAGUGGCCUAUCAAUAUUUUCAGGACUAAAAAUUUUGUAAUUACAAUAAACUGUGUAUAAGUCAGACCAAUUGGGGAGAAAGCCAAUCCAAGUUAUUAAAAAAUCUGAGUUACUAAA